AGAAGAUUCAUUUAACACUCGAGAUUCGAAGCCCGGGUUCUAAGCUAAAAUGAAAGUCGUGUAGAGCAUCUUGUUCAGUCCUAGAUAGACCGGGGAUAGUGAAAAACGGUUCGCACAGCCUGUGUUGCGUGUUUAGCUACGUACGCUUAAAAAAUGAGUCGCGAGCCGCCCGCGUAUCAGCGUUUAGACCCAAAAAAAACCGAAAGAAUGCUGUCUUUGUUUCGUGGCGAAAGAACUGGAUGGGUUCAAGUCGGUGAGAAGAAGUGGCUUUUUCCACAACAAUACGUCGAACAAGGAAAACAUUUCUAUAACUUCCAAGCUCGACCGAGUGAUACUUGGGUCGUCUCUUUCCCAAGAUCAGGAACCACCUGGACCCAGGAACUAGUGUGGUUGAUAUCUAACGACUUGGACUUCGAGACAGCGCGAAAAGUGGAUCUGACGACAAGAUUUCCGUUUUUUGAGCUAAGCCUAUGUGCGCAUCCCGAAGUGAUUGAGGAACUCGUUGAUGCUGUAAAAGAUGAUCCAGUAAUGGUAGCGCGUUGUAGGCAAGUCGCGGUGCCUGGGUACAAAUUCUUCAAGGAUGCACCAUCCCCGAGAUUCAUUAAAUCACAUUUCCCCUUCAGUUUGCUGCCUGGCCUGCUCGACGUUGGGUGCAAGGUUCUCUACGUUGCCAGAAAUCCGAAGGAUGUUGCAGUUUCCUGGUUUCAUUUGAACAGACUUUUCAAAACCCAGGGGUACGUUGGUGACUUCCCAGCGUUUUGGGAGUGCUUCAGGAACGAUUUAACAACGUGGUCACCAUACUGGGAGCAUUUGAAGGAAGCUUGGGCAUUGAGGACACACCCGAAUUUGCUUUUCCUUUAUUACGAGGAUAUGAACAUGGAUUUACCCGGAACCAUCGUGAAGGUUGCCAAAUUCUUGGGCAAAAGCCUGACUCGGGAACAGAUACUCAGUCUGGUUGAUUACUUGGAUUUCAAUAGUUUUCGAAAAAAUCCAUCCGUAAACGGGACCGAAUUGAAAGAGUGCGGCGUUAUAGCGAACACGAGUUUUAUACGGAAAGGACAGACUGGAGGAUGGAUGGAUACAUUUACACCUGAGCUCGAGGCAGAUGCGGACGAGUGGAUAGCGAAAAACCUCAAGGACACAGAUUUCGCUUUCCCUAAUCUAAAUAACAAUAAUAUCACAAGUAUAUAACGGCUAGUUGUAAGAUGAGCAGUUGGAGGGGAAAAAUCGAUGCCGCUAAAUCGAAAUCGAAUCAUAUGCAGUUGGUAGAGUUUAUUGAACUGCCACGGAGUGUACAAGGAGAUAUAAAAGAAUAAUCAAUACUUUGCUGUUCCUAUA
Molecule: messenger RNA, 1338 nt
Organism: Diprion similis
Lineage: Eukaryota; Metazoa; Arthropoda; Insecta; Hymenoptera; Diprionidae
Product: sulfotransferase 1A3
Exons: 6
Coding region: 154-1191 (345 amino acids)
Biological process (GO): sulfation
Cellular component (GO): cytoplasm
Molecular function (GO): sulfotransferase activity
Source: RefSeq, a predicted model, not a curated record